AUGAUGAGCUCAGCUACCGGUCCAAUCCCUUUCAGCGACAUACUUGAUAAAAUAAGCCCUUACUAUUUUGCUGCCUUGGGUAUCGGGCUCGCUACUUCUGUAUCUAUAUUGGGUAGUGCAUGGGGAAUAUUCACAAUAGCGCCCUCACUUUUGGGCACAGCAUCCAAAGUCCCUCGCAUCAAAUCCAAAAACAUGAUCAGCAUUAUCUGCUGCGAAGCCGUAGCUGUCUAUGGAAUCAUUGUAGCGAUUGUAUUCCAAAGCAAACUAGAGGCAAAUUCUAAAGAAACAUUCAGUGCCGCAGAUUACCAUGCGGGGUUUUCAUUGUUUUGGGGGGGUCUCCAAUGUGGCUUAGUUAACCUAUUCUGCGGUAUCUCUGUAGGCAUCAUCGGCGCUAGCGUAGCCAUGGCAGAUGCCGCCAACGAAUCUCUAUUCGUCAAAGCCCUUAUCGUCGAAAUAUUUGCCUCUCUACUCGGACUCUUCGGCGUCAUCUUAGCUAUCAUCCUAUACUCUCUGGCUCAUUUUUCCUAG
Messenger RNA from Schistocerca gregaria, 528 nucleotides. RefSeq lists its product as uncharacterized. Gene Ontology annotation, biological process: proton transmembrane transport. Gene Ontology annotation, molecular function: proton-transporting ATPase activity, rotational mechanism. The transcript is spliced from 4 exons. NCBI's taxonomy places the organism in Eukaryota, Metazoa, Arthropoda, Insecta, Orthoptera, Acrididae. Gene Ontology annotation, cellular component: proton-transporting V-type ATPase, V0 domain. Bases 1 to 528 code for a protein of 175 amino acids. The record is from RefSeq and is a predicted model, not a curated record.